GACUAGGGUUUCACAGGAGGACGAGCAUCAUUUGCAGGAAACCGGAGCAGGAUUGCAGAAGCAGCAAUGGCGAGGAUCAAGGUCCAUGAGCUGAGGAACAAGAGCAAGGCGGAGCUGCUUGCUCAGUUGAAGGAUCUCAAGGCGGAGCUCGCCCUCCUCCGCGUCGCCAAGGUCACCGGAGGUGCUCCCAACAAGCUCUCCAAAAUCAAGGUGGUUAGGACUUCAAUAGCACAAGUGUUGACAGUAAUCUCUCAGACUCAGAAGAGUAUGCUAAGAGAAGCAUACAAAAAUAAGAAGUAUUUGCCCCUUGACCUCCGUCCCAAGAAGACUAGAGCCAUCCGCAGGCGUCUUACCAAGCACCAGGCCUCUUUGAAGACUGAGAGAGAGAAGAAGAAGGAGAUGUACUUCCCAUUGAGGAAAUAUGCCAUUAAAGUGUAGGACACAUUCCCCACUGCAGUGCCAUGUGUCCAUUUUCUUUGUCAAAUUUUUUGGCUUGGCUUUGAUGGGUAACUUGUUCAACCCUAGCUCUCUUUUGUGCUUUCGCUCAUUUCCAGUUGUUCACUUGGUUUAUUACUUGCCAACUUCUCUAAUCUCAUCCUUAGAUAUCGAGCUUUGAGUUUCCAUUUUAUAUCUCAUGGUGUUUUCCUCUCCCCCCACCCCCACUCCGAAAAAAAUGUGCUUAUUUUG
Molecule: messenger RNA, 687 nt
Organism: Cuscuta campestris
Lineage: Eukaryota; Viridiplantae; Streptophyta; Magnoliopsida; Solanales; Convolvulaceae
Source: the annotation of a GenBank genome assembly